AUGUCAACUCAAUCUCAUAGUCCCCGUCCUAGUUUUUCAGAUAUUUUCUUUUCAUCAGAAUCUGGUACAGAUGGAGAGGUCUUAAAUAAGGGAAUGCCUCCUUUAUGUUUUCUAAUUGAAAGUAUCCAUUUAAAGGGUGGAUUAGAACAUUUAGGUACUAUUUAUUUUAUAUUAAGAUAUUAUUCAGGAAGGUCUCAACUCAAAGAAAAUUUAAUAAAAGGAAUUCCCAUAACUAUAUUUAAUAUUACUAAUCCUCAUAUUUGUUUAUACUUCCAUACAAAAACAACUAAAAUUGGAUAUGUUACUAUCAAUUUGGAUGAAUUUGAUAGAAUUGUAAUUAAUAGAAGAUUUCAAAUUCUUUUUAAUUCAUCGUUUCAUGCAACAACUCCAAUGGCACUUCAGUCAACAAUUCGUCUUUCAUUUAAUAGUAUUUCUACAAUUCAAUUGAUUCAAAAUUCUUUUAUUCCAUUUAAUAUAGGAAAUACAUUAGAAAAAUAUAAUAGACCAGAUAUUGAGGUUAAAUUAAUUCGCGUAGGAGAUGUUUUCUUUUCUGAAUGUCAAAGUAAUUUAUUGAAAAAGCCUUUACCUUUAUUAUUACCAAAUUUUACUCAAAAUGAUACUGAGAUCGAGAUCUUUCACAACAAUCUCAAUCCUCAAAAUCGGUUAUUUAAGAUUAUUGAGAAGAUUGAACCUCAUGACUUAUUGAGUUAUGAGUUAGUCAGUAUCCCACCAACAGAAAAUAAUAAAAUUGUUCUUGAUAAUUUCCUUUCUUGUAUCAAUUGGAAAGAGUUAUUAAUCAAUAAACGUAAAACUUCAUUCCAAAUUAUGGACUUUGACGAAAAAGGUCGAGUUGUUAUUAAACAAGAAGAAACUUUUCCAGGGUAUUUCGUUAGAAUAAACUCAAAGAAAAAAAUGGUUAAACUUUGGUUGACAAAUGAAUCAAUGUUUGAUUGGGCUUUGGUACAUGUAGAUAAAAAAGAUAUGCAUUACUAUAUUUCGUUAUAUGCUAAUCCCCUUCAAAAACACAUUAAAACCCAAUUUAAUGAUUAUGAGUUUAGUACCAGUAUGGUACUUAAAGUACCACUGGAUGUUGUGUCUAUUCAUUCGUUGACUUUUUUCCUGUAUGAACUUCAACCUUUCAAUUCAUCAUUGACAACAAUGAAAUCACUAUUCCCGUUGUUCUAA
Messenger RNA from Entamoeba dispar SAW760, 1185 nucleotides. RefSeq lists its product as uncharacterized. Lineage: Eukaryota; Evosea; Mastigamoebida; Endamoebidae. The transcript has a single exon. Bases 1 to 1185 code for a protein of 394 amino acids. The record is from RefSeq and is a predicted model, not a curated record.